Molecule: messenger RNA, 1422 nt
Organism: Lonchura striata (white-rumped munia)
Lineage: Eukaryota; Metazoa; Chordata; Aves; Passeriformes; Estrildidae
Gene: SMIM45
Product: small integral membrane protein 45
Source: RefSeq, a predicted model, not a curated record
AUGCGGGAGGCGGGAGAGCAUCCCGCGGCCAGCUCCCUCGUGGCUCUGACCCGGCGACCGCUGCUAAAAUGCUCCCCCUCCCCGCGCCGGGAUGCAGCCAGUCGUUCUUGCGUUUGUGGGGGAAGGCCGGCGGUAGGGUUCCCCGGAGAGGCUGGAGCGGGGCUGACACUGUCUGGGAGGCGGUGGGGGAAGCCCCCCGGAGUCCCGUUGGGCAAUGAGGCCACGCUGCUGGCUGCCUGUCCUUCCCCCGCCCGCCGCAGCUGCUCCCGCCAUCCCUCCCUCCCUGCCUGCCUCCCGCCCAUCCGCGCCUGUCGCCUCCCGCUCUCACCCAGCUCUCCCGGCGCGGGGUCCCUUCUCCCUGGCACUGCCUGGCCGGGAAAGGAGCCUGACUCAUUCCGGCUGGGAGUCGGCAGAUGCCGGAGGGAGCAGUGUCAUCCCGUCGCCCUGCACCCGUGGAAGAAGGGCAACGCUGCUCCGGACUCACUGUGCACCUGGCUGGCCAGGGGUUUUUGGCAAAGCAGAUCGGCUGCUCCUGCCAUGCCCCACUUCUUGGAUUGGUUUGUGCCUGUGUAUCUGAUGAUCUCUAUUCUCAUCCUGGUGGGCUUUGGAGCUUGCAUUUACUACUUUGAACCAGGACUCCAGGAAGCUCAUAAGUGGCGAACACAGAGACCAAUCAUGGAGCGAGACCUUCGGAAGACACUGAUGAUUCGGGACAACCUGGCCUUUGGGGUGCCUGAGGUCUGACAGGCUGCCCCUUGCAGCCAGAGGAAUCUCUCCUGGGUAGGCAGCAGACCACAAGCCUCCCUAGGGAUGGUAGUCCUGUCCUGAUAAAAGUGGGGCUGGUCUUCACUUUGCUCUCUGCUGGUCUGGGUCUCAUACUCAUCACUCACCAUUCUGCCCCUUUGCUUCUUAGUCAAGAUUUGUUUGGCUGGGCUUCCCAUGUGCUCACAGCUCUUCAGCCAGCCAAGGACUUCGGCUCCUUCCUGUGGCCAAGACUGAUGAGCCACUCAAAUGAAAUAUCCCUUGCUAAUCACCUGAGUUUGAGCUGCCAGGCAUCUUGACAGGAUCUUCAGUAGGAAAGGUACCAGGUUUUGCAAAAGGAUGCAGAACCUUGUACUCCUAUUCCCUAGGUUAAAUCUAACACAGUCUGUCUACAGGGGUAUUUUGGAGAAAAUAAAUUGGGUUUCAAUACACACUGUUGCUUCAGCUGAGCUCUUCCCAGCACCCACUCUUGAUGGUAGAAUGGUGAGCUUGCUGAAGCUCUGUGCAGAGGGACCAAGGGCUCAGUGAGCCUCAGAGACUGAAUGCCUUUAUCCUUGCAAAAUGCACACCCCUGCUGUGUCUGUUUGGGAGAUGGAGGGCAUCCAUCCCUACAUCCAUUCCAGAUGCACCACACUGAAAUUAAAGGUCUUUUUUAAAGAG